Molecule: messenger RNA, 938 nt
Organism: Lolium perenne
Lineage: Eukaryota; Viridiplantae; Streptophyta; Magnoliopsida; Poales; Poaceae
Source: RefSeq, a predicted model, not a curated record
AUUUUCCCGCCUUUUCGCGUUCGCACCGCCGUGUUUCCCUCCCGCCUUUGCCGCCACCCUUCCCGCCACUUCUUCCCGCCACUCCUUCCCGCCAUCAUCUCCCGCCACUAUCUCCCGCUAAAUUUUCCCGCCACACUGUCGAAUUUUUGCCUAUAAAAGCAGGCAUCGCUACUCUGGAUUGCACAAGUUCUUGUAUCUCUAUUUUAUCCCGUUUGCUCACCCUUAGCCAUCAUGAGUGUGCCUUGCUCUGACCAGGACUUUAGGCCGGCGAAGGCGAAGGCUGCAAGUUUGCCCCCGGGUGUGACUGCGGAGCGUUGUUGGUGCGGCCGUGUUGCUAAGGUUAAGCAGGUGGAGGAUUUCUCCGACUGGUUCGGCAUGAAAUUUUUCAUGUGUGCGAGCUAUGAGCAUGAUCCACCCCGUAGUUCAGCUUCGUCGUCCACCAGGCCGCCGUCUCCCCCGCCCCUAUGCAAAUGGUUUCACUGGAUAGACACGGAGCAGCCGGAUUGGGCGCGCGAGGAGGUUGAGGAGAAACAGCGCCGUGCGUGGGCAACGUUCUUUGAGGAGGAGCGUUGGGAAAAGGUUCGUGCUAAUGAGAAAGCAGAGCGAGAGAGGCAGAUACAGAAACUAAGGGCGGAACAAGCUCGUAACCGAGAGGUGAAUCAGAAGAGGAUGGAUGAUGAGGCUGCACGUAGGUUUGCAGACGAAGAGGUUCGCAGGGAGGCUCGUGAAGCGGAAAGGAAGAGACUAAGGGAAAGAGCUGCUGAAGCGCAAGCGGCAGAAGAACGCGGCGACAAGUCUGGAAAAUGGCCACGGUGGACGCAGGGAAAGUAGUGUGAUGUGUCGUAUUGGCUAUGUAUCUUAAUUUCAGUUGUAUCUUAAAUUCCGUUGUAGUGUCGUUGUAUCUUAAAUUCCGUUGUAGUGAUAAAUCCUAUUUCUAU